CAAGCCUCGAGCACCACCAUCACCCUUGAGAUGCGAGAGUGCGGCCGGUGACGCUGCAAACCCGGCGGAACUCGUAUCCAGCGGCCUGGGAAUAGGGUCUCCGGCUUGAGCGCCUCUGUUCCACCUUGUCCUCGCCCAUUUCUGACGCCAUGGACUCGGACCGGGGCCCCACCGCCGCAGAAGCUCCGCGCGCGCCGUCGACCUCAACCGUGCCGCAGCCUGUUUCGGCUCCCUUCGCGCCCGUUGGUGACUUAACCCGACAGAAGUCGCUGAAGCGUGCGCGAGAGACGACACCCACCUCACAAGAUUCGCUGGUUCCCGGUGGCGACAUAUCGCCGUCCAAGAUUGCCCGUCUGGUCGGGUUUGCGCGGCACUCGCAUCAGCCCUCGACCGAUGGGGCUGUCGGAGACGGAGCGAGCGGUAAAGACGAAUUGCAGCAACAGCAACAGCAGCAGCAGCAGCCGCCGCAGCAGCAACAGGAACAGCUGCUGCCCGAGCUGGAACACAGUGAACACCAAGUAUCGGCCCAAAAGGCCCUUGACGACCUGAUGUCGGGCGUCGCCGCAGACGUGAACCAACCCCGAGAUGCGCCGUCAGACACGGGACAAUCGGAAGCCGAGGCCGCUGCCGCUGCCGCAGCGAGAGCUCUCAGCUCCGUUCACAUCCCUACGGAACACGUCGCUGCCGAUGAUCUGCAGGAUGUUAGUCCGCAGAGCGGCACAAGCGCUGCGAGCCUAGAAGACGGAGAACGACAAGGGGCUGACAGUCCCAAUGCCAUGGAUGUUGACCCGCACAAUGGUGAAAAUGCGUACGGGCAGCAGCCCGAGGCGCAGAUGGAAGACAAGACGGCGACUUCCCUCUCGUACCCAGGAACCAUGCCGGCGCCGGGGCCUCCCCAGCGGAUGAUGAGCAUGCCGAUACCGAACCCACAGACACCAACCGUCGAUCUCCCACCUAGUUCGCCCAGCUCGAACAAAAAACACAAGUGCCCGUACUGCGAAACCGAGUUCACGCGCCAUCAUAACCUCAAGAGCCACCUUCUCACGCAUAGCCAGGAGAAGCCCUACGUGUGCCAGUCGUGCCAGAUGCGCUUCCGCCGGCUUCACGACUUGAAGCGCCACAGCAAGCUGCAUACGGGUGAGAAGCCGCACGUGUGCCCGAGCUGCGAUAGGAAAUUUGCCCGCGGCGAUGCGCUGGCGAGACACAGUAAAGGAGCGGGCGGCUGCGCAGGCAGAAGACAGACCAUGGGCUCCUUCUCCCUCAAGGACGGCUACGACGGGGCCAAUGCUGCGGCGGACAGCUCUGCCAUGUCGGCUGAGCUGUACGAGGGCGGCGUUGGAUCCGACAUGUCGGAAGAAGAGCGGCGGCGGUUGAGCAUGCCGAGCAUCAAGACGCAGCAUGUCGGUGGGCAAGCCGGGGCGGAAGGCUACAUGGCGGGCCAUUCAAACACGUACCCGCCAGCUGGUGCUCGGCCCGGUGCCUCCGGCGGCUUGUACCCGCCUAACGUCGACCGCGGAGCAUCAAGCUCGAACACGUCGCCGAGUGUCCCCAGCAGCCACACACCACACACAAGCAUAUCGUCGAUACCGCUGAGCGCGGGCAGCUCGUCCAUGUACUCGCAGAGCGGCAUGACGGAGAGCCCGAAGCCGCUGAGUCCGGGCGCAGCUUCGGCGAACGCAGCAGGUCAGCCGCGGCCGGCAAACGAGCAGCAGCAAGGCGCUGCCGGGGCAGCUCUACCUUCGCAUGGCAACGCCGCGCCAGGUCAGCCAGCGGCGACGCGCGGCCGCGGCGGUGCAGCAAGCGGCGGUGCUCCGCCCCAGGGCCCGGAGAACAACGGCGUUACAGAACCGGGCCCGGCUCUGUGGGCCUACUUUCAACAUCUGGAAGGGGCGGUCAACAGGCUCACGAGUCAGGUGGAAGCCGAUGCGAGAAGCAGGGCUCAACUGGUUGAGAAGCUCGAGGCGCACGACCAGCACAUCGCCGCGCUGGCGGCCGAGGUUGCGGCAUUGCGGCAGCAGCUCGCCGGUCCACAGCAGGAGGAUUCUCCAGCUGAUUCGGGCGUCGCUCAGCCGUAGGGCUGGUGAGUGUGCGACUUGGGAGGAGAUUACCGCCGCGGGGAGGAAAGGGCCGGCGCCAAGGGGAGCGGGUUCGGAAUUUGCGGUGGCCUGCCUCCAUCUGAGGGCGUCCUUUUGUUUUUCGGGCCCCGUUGU
Molecule: messenger RNA, 2210 nt
Organism: Thermothielavioides terrestris NRRL 8126
Lineage: Eukaryota; Fungi; Ascomycota; Sordariomycetes; Sordariales; Chaetomiaceae
Exons: 2
Coding region: 150-2075 (641 amino acids)
Cellular component (GO): nucleus
Source: RefSeq, a predicted model, not a curated record